GCACCUCAGAGAUGAUGAGCUACUACAUGGACACAACCAUCGGCACCACAGCCCCUUACCCAUUGCCUCGCCCAGGACUGAUGAAGCAAGGUGCUGCUGGUCCCUGUGAGGAUCCCUGGGUGACCUGUGGCUUUCAGUCCACCUGCUGCCAGCCACGGACGUGCUACCCGGUCUGGGAUGAGCCAGCCACACAAGAAGUGCCCACUGGCCUGGAACACUACAGCACAGACAUGGAAUGUGCAGAUGUGCCUUUGUUAACUCCCAGCAGCAAAGAGAUGAUGUCUCAGGCAUUGAAAGCUACCUUCAGCGGCUUUGCAAAAGAGCAGCAACGCCUAGGAAUCCCCAAAGAUCCCCAGCAGUGGACGGAGACACACGUGCGGGACUGGGUGAUGUGGGCAGUGAAUGAGUUCAGCUUGAAGGGAGUGGAUUUCCAGAAGUUCUGCAUGAAUGGAGCUGCCCUCUGCGCCCUGGGCAAGGAGUGCUUCCUGGAGCUAGCACCUGACUUUGUGGGAGAUAUCCUUUGGGAACAUCUGGAGAUCCUGCAGAAAGAAGAGGUAAAACCCUACCCAGCCAACGGAGUCAACACGACGUACCCAGAGUCCCGCUACACCUCAGACUACUUCAUUAGUUAUGGCAUUGAGCAUGCACAGUGCGUGCCUCCCUCUGAGUUCUCCGAGCCCAGCUUCAUCACUGAGUCCUACCAGACCCUCCAUCCCAUCAGCUCAGAAGAGCUUCUGUCCCUCAAGUAUGAGAAUGACUAUCCCUCAGUCAUCCUGCGUGACCCAGUGCAGACAGACUCCCUGCAGACAGACUACUUCACCAUCAAGCAAGAAGUUGUAACUCCAGACAACAUGUGCAUGGGGCGUGCCAGCAGAGGUAAACUGGGCGGCCAGGACUCCUUUGAGAGCAUAGAGAGCUACGACAGCUGUGACCGCCUGACGCAGUCCUGGAGCAGCCAGUCCUCCUUCCAGAGCCUGCAGCGUGUCCCCUCCUAUGACAGCUUCGACUCAGAGGACUACCCUGCUGCCCUGCCCAACCACAAGCCCAAGGGCACCUUCAAGGACUAUGUUCGGGACCGGGCUGACAUGAACAAGGACAAGCCUGUCAUCCCUGCUGCCGCCCUGGCUGGCUACACAGGCAGUGGACCCAUCCAACUGUGGCAAUUCCUGCUGGAGCUGCUCACUGACAAGUCAUGUCAGUCCUUCAUUAGCUGGACGGGUGAUGGCUGGGAAUUCAAACUUUCUGACCCAGAUGAGGUGGCCAGGCGAUGGGGCAAGAGGAAAAACAAGCCCAAGAUGAACUACGAGAAGCUGAGCCGCGGUCUGCGCUACUACUACGACAAGAACAUCAUCCACAAGACCGCCGGCAAGCGCUACGUCUACCGCUUCGUCUGCGACCUGCAGAGCCUGCUGGGCUACACACCCGAGGAGCUCCACGCCAUGCUGGAUGUCAAGCCAGAUGCUGAUGAGUGA
Messenger RNA from Indicator indicator, 1472 nucleotides. RefSeq names its product ETS proto-oncogene 1, transcription factor (gene ETS1). The record is from RefSeq and is a predicted model, not a curated record. The transcript is spliced from 9 exons. Gene Ontology annotation, molecular function: sequence-specific DNA binding; DNA-binding transcription factor activity, RNA polymerase II-specific. Gene Ontology annotation, cellular component: nucleus. Bases 12 to 1472 code for a protein of 486 amino acids. Gene Ontology annotation, biological process: regulation of transcription by RNA polymerase II; cell differentiation. Lineage: Eukaryota; Metazoa; Chordata; Aves; Piciformes; Indicatoridae.